AUGUUCUCCGCCGUAAGGCGUCGAGGUGACAACGGUGUGUCAGCUCUGGGAGUUGCGACACACUGCUCCACCGUAAGGCGUAGCGGUGACGACAAUACAUCGACUCCGGGAGUCGAUGCGACAGACUGUGUGGACGGCUGCAAACAUCCAGUACCAAAGCUUGCCCGGGCUGGACGAAGCACGGCAGCAAGAACCCGCUGGCGUCGCCCGCAGACUAGAUUGUCUGCCGGCGAUAUCAAGGAACGUUCGUCCAUGGCCAUGCCUGGACGAAACGCAAGUGAAUCAGGGAUUCACAAAAAGAAGCGACGGCGCAAGCAAAAGACGCUGCGCAAGUUUCGGUCCGGGACCGAGACUCUUCAUGGUAUGUCUGCCGGGCAGACACAAGUGCCAACAGUGGCCGUCGAGACGUUGAACGUCUUGACGCGGGCCUGUACUGGGUAUCAGUACGAGAAGAUGGAGUUGGAGAACCCUCCGACUGAUACGUCGGGGUUGAUCUCGCUUCCAGUCAUGAGCUGA
Molecule: messenger RNA, 516 nt
Organism: Phytophthora megakarya
Lineage: Eukaryota; Oomycota; Peronosporomycetes; Peronosporales; Peronosporaceae
Source: the annotation of a GenBank genome assembly